This is a messenger RNA of Hevea brasiliensis (rubber tree), 570 nucleotides long. RefSeq lists its product as uncharacterized. The transcript has a single exon. Bases 1 to 570 code for a protein of 189 amino acids. The record is from RefSeq and is a predicted model, not a curated record. Lineage: Eukaryota; Viridiplantae; Streptophyta; Magnoliopsida; Malpighiales; Euphorbiaceae.
AUGGAACCAGUCAAGCACCAAAACCACCAAGCUAAUUUGAGCAAAUUCAGCAAUACCCACCUAUUGUAUUUGUUCUCUGUGAUACUGCUUUGUUCUUCACUAUUUCCUUUCAUAUUCAAGUUAAUGCAAUUGCUUAGCUGCAAGAUGGGCAAGAACUACAUGUUCCUUCUUUGCAAUGGGAUUCUUGUUUUAAUUGUCAAGAUUUCAGGUCUCAUGAACAAUUCUCAACCUCAAGAAACUAAUCAUGUUAUUGAUGAGAGCAGCAUAAAGAUUGGAGGGAGCCCCAAGAAAUCAAUUGAAUUGUCAGAGUUGAAAACAGAGGUUGCAGAGGAAAAAUAUGUCGCCAUGGAAGUUAAAGAAGUGCAAGAAAUGCAACAGAAGUCUUUGACUGUAGUAAGAAAUGUUCACUUGAUCACACAAGACAUAGCUGAUGAUCAAAUUGAGGAAGAUGAACAAGAAGAAGAAGCUGGAUUGUUGAGUGCAGAAGAGUUAAACAAGAAAUGUGAAGAUUUUAUAAGAAAAAUGAAAGAAGGAAUCAAAUUUGAAGCUCAACAAGUCUUUGUUUAUUAG